Molecule: messenger RNA, 432 nt
Organism: Necator americanus (New World hookworm)
Lineage: Eukaryota; Metazoa; Nematoda; Chromadorea; Rhabditida; Ancylostomatidae
Exons: 1
Coding region: 1-432 (143 amino acids)
Source: RefSeq, a predicted model, not a curated record
AUGGAAUUUUUGGCAACAACUAUCCGUUUCGUCACACUGAACUAUCACAUGUUUUCGAGCGAACUCCAACAAGCCGCCCUCUCUAAACUUCCGGAAUAUAUCUGUGUGCCGUUUGCUGUACUGCAGGAAGCACGCAUCAGAGACCGCUCUAUCAUCAGUGUCGAAGAUUACACCGUCUACUGCGGCGAUGCUGAUGGGAAGAAGCUAGGAGGCUGCGCAAUAGCUGUGAGGAACGACUGCAACAAUCUGGUGGAGGAAUAUACCUCAACGUCGUCGGUAUGUGCCUUUGUGCAACUGCGGGUUUACAGAGGACAUAAACUCUGGGUCGUAAGUGCACAGAAACCGCUGAAGGCAACAACAACGACACCUAUGAUGAAAUCAGUGGGUUUAUGUCUAAAGUACCUAAAGCAAGCGUCUGGUCGAAUUAUGUGA